UCAUCGUGCUGCUGGUGCACGUCAGUCGAGAAGAUGGCGUCUGGCAGUGCGCAUCGCGUUUGUGCGUGUUGUCACGCCUGUUAAUCACUACUCAACACACAUUUACACCCACAAACAAACACGUUGACACCAGCAACCCAAUCAUUACAACUCGACCAAUAAAACACCACACGCUCGUUAUCACUCACUCUGAUAAGAGGUGAUGUGUGGAGAGGGGCGUUGAGGACAUCUUCGUCGUAGCCGCCGCGUGAAUGUCGCGCCCCGCCGGUGUGCAGUGCGUGCGUAUCACGACGCGCGCGAACUUCCCGGAAAAUUGUUAUUGUGCGCCCGGAAAAGUUCACAAUCGAUGAGGGCGCGCGGCGCGCUGUACGAACGAACAAAACGGUUGUAAUUUUUUGUAUAAUACAUGUGAGGAUUCAAACCGGAAAUAACAAGAUAAAUCACUCAAAAUGGUUGUGGGCGAAGCGAUGAUCAACAACAUCAUGGGAGGCAUAGAGAACACGGGGAGUGUUCGCCUCCACAAUCACAAACGCAAAUUAAAACAACGAUUCGAUAUAAUAAAAAAGCUGGGGCAAGGCACCUAUGGCAAGGUGCAGCUCGGUAUCAACAAGGAAACAGGUCAGGAGGUCGCCAUCAAGACGAUAAAAAAGUCCAAAAUCGAAACGGAAGCGGACCUGAUACGAAUACGACGCGAGAUCCAAAUUAUGUCAUCAGUGCAACAUCCUAAUAUAAUACAUAUUUACGAAGUUUUUGAGAAUCGCGAAAAAAUCGUUAUCGUAAUGGAGUACGCCGCCGGCGGUGAACUCUACGAUUAUCUUUUUGUACGAAAAAUGCUUCCGGAGGACGAGGCGCGGCGCAUCUUCCGACAAAUUGCCACAGCGUGUUACUAUUGUCACAAACAUAAGAUUUGCCAUCGUGAUCUUAAGCUUGAGAAUAUCUUACUCGACGAACACGGCAGCGCAAAAAUCGCUGAUUUUGGUUUGUCGAAUGUUUUCGAUGACCAUCGCCAUUUGUCUACGUACUGUGGUUCUCCGCUUUACGCCUCGCCUGAGAUUGUCAAAGGCACACCUUAUCAUGGACCGGAAGUUGACUGUUGGUCUUUAGGAGUGCUAUUAUAUACGCUCGUUUAUGGAGCGAUGCCUUUUGAUGGUAGUAAUUUCACGCGAUUGGUCAAGUCUAUAUCGCAAGGAGAAUAUUUCGAACCACAAAAUCCUAGUCCUGCUUCCGGUUUGAUACAUGAAAUGUUAACUGUGAAUCCAAAAAAGCGCGCGGAUAUUGAAAAGAUUUGCGCGCAUUGGUGGGUGAAUGAAACCUACGACGAAUCGUGUUUAGAUAUCUCAGAAGAUCUGGCUAAUCAGACACCGGUACGAUUAGAUGUUCUUCUGAGUCUGAACCCACCGCCAGCACAACUCGAAGCUGAUAAAUUAGUAGUUACCGGUGAUCAAGGAGCGGAGGAAGUAAAGGCUGAACCAUUGGUGGCGCCACCUACACGGUCACAGUCUGUUGGAUCUAUUAUGGAGAUUAGUUCACCGGAAAGGCGGAUACAGGAACUUAUUGCCACUGAUAAGGAUAAAGUUACACCGAAAAGAAAAUUGGAAGCUACGGUUAGCACGGAGAAAGCGAAUGUGCCUCAAGAUGGAAAACGGAAAGAGAAAAUUGUCAAGGAGAAUACGAUAGCGGAUAUUUCUGCACCAGCGGCAACGUUUGAGGAAGAUGUUAAAAUGGCGGAUGUUGAGGAUCCAUCAAUGCAGGGAGCGGCAUGUGCGGAGAUUAUUGAAGAAGCUAAGAUUAAGGAAGCUACAAGGAAACAAGCUAGUCAAGUUAAAGAUGUAAAAGAUCCAAAGGAAAAAGUGAAACGAACAACUUCGGUAAGUCUAAGUACCAAAGUCUUGGAGGAGAUCAACGAGAAUCCAAGUCAAGAAAACAUCGCAGUUAUGAAAGAAAUUAAGGAAACGAAAGAAAAUAAAGAGAAUAAAGAAAACAAAGAUGUAAAUACAAAUAAAGUUGAAGUCAAAGAUGUGAAAGAAGAUGUUAAAAUAGCGGCAACUCCAGAAAAGAAGAAGAAGAGUGUCAGGAAAAAGCCUGCAGCUCUAGGUGAGAAGAACGAAACAGUCAAAACAAAAUCGGAAGUACAGAAAACAGAUACACCUGCUAUCGAAAAAGUAGAAAUUCCAAAGGAGACUCCAAAAGAAGUUAAAACUGAAAAAGUUGAAAAGAAAGAACCCACGCCCCCGAAAGAAGCUCCUGCAACAGCUCCUCCUACUCCAACAACUCCUUCAAAAGUUCCAGAACGAAGGCAAAGCCGAAUUUUCGAACAGGCAGAGAAAUUCCAAAGUCUAAUCUCAACCGGUGAAAAGGAAAAGAGUCCAGAGAAACAACAACCAAAGAAAAUCAUAAUUCCUGGUGUUAGUGUAGGCGGGUUUAAGAAGGAGUUUGAAAGGAAAGCAAGCCUCACAAGCACAUCCCCUCCCAAAUUGAGGGGAGCCGCCUCCAAGAAGUUAAUCAUCGAUGAUAAGAAAGAUAGUAUUGAUUUGGACAAUGAAUCUACUCCUUGUACACCCGGUGUGACAACACCAACAGUAACAUCACCUGUAAAACCAACAGAAGUGAAACCUAAAGUUGAACCAGUGAAAGCAACACCAAUAAAUGUAGAACCCACGCCAACAAAAGUCGAAGAGGUGGUUCAGACUGAAUCGGAAGCACCAGUUGAAGACGAACGUAAAAUCAAGAUGAAAAACGCCGUGAGUAUAAUCUCCAGUGCGUUGGAUAAAGAAGGCGCACGGAAGUCAAAGUCACGUCCUUGUAUGGUACGGAAACCGCCAGUGCCUUUCGGUGUUAGCGGACGUUCUGCUUCCGGCAGCAUUGGUGUAAUCCCACCUAUUGCCCAACCAACACCUAAGCCAUUCACAAGGGCUAUAUCUUCACCCACUCCCAAUUCUUCCACACCAGAAGUUGCAAAGUCUCCCGAAUCACCACUGUCUCCUCCAAGUGAACAAACAUCCUCAGCGGAAAUAACUCUUAAAUCAGCUACUCUUCCAAGGAGAAAGUCCACAAAAGCACAGAUACAACUUGACUACCCUAAACCCAAACCUGCGACAAUGGAAUUCAAAACUGAGAUGUCACAUCAUGUUCAAGCCCCACCUGCUACACCUCAACAACGAAGUGAGGUUACCGUACCCAUUACCAGUCCACCACCCUUUAUGGGCUUCAGAUCUGUAUCUGUUGGUGCUGCUCCAAGUCAUGCGGAUAUCGACGUUAGGAAAAAAGAACAUAUUAUUCCUAUUUCUUUCGAGCGUCCUUUGAACUCGAACUUGAGAGAAAGGGAAGAGCCUAUUUUGUCACCACCGACAAAACCACCUGUGCCACGUGGUUUCCAAUCACAGCGAUCGUCAUCUUCACAAAGGACAAACUCAUUAUCGCGACAAUCCACACAAGAAAGUGAUACAGAAACCUCAACAACAGGUGAACCUAUUAAGAAAUCACCUCGGGAGUAUAUCAUCCCUAUUGCAGUGGAAGGUGGUGGAUAUGUUACACCACGUGCGGGUAGUCUUGAACCUAGUGACACGUCGAGUACUGUUACCAAUAGCAGUCGGUUAUCUAGUUCCAAGUUUAGAACACCCCGGCGAAUGAUGUCGCUGUUUGAUCGUGAUGGAUCUGAGGACGAAUCUCCAUUUAGUAGUCUUCAUCGGCAUAGUUCCUUUGGGCGUGAUAGCGAUGCCGAAGGAGAGGGUUCAAAACGAGAUAUGUUCCACAUGCACAAACUACGUAGUUCUCGACCAAGGAAGAGCACCACAGAACAUGCGGAUUCAUUGAGUUCCGGUGAGGAUGAUGAUGAUGACGAUGGUUUCGAGUUUUUGACAGCUGAGAAUUUGUUCUCGACUUUAUUGUCAAGGGUUAGAGACUUAACUCAUCGUUUAAACGAUGAUCCAGCACGUCCAGUGUUCCCCAACAGUCGAUUCUUGAGCCAUUUUGAUCACGGUUCUAAGUUUUUCCCUCGAAUGGAAUCCCUGGGCACGUCACGCUCGCAUUACACGUUCAGAGAGAUGCGCUCGCUGAUAAACUCACCGCAUGGUAGACAAUUCAGCCGUGAGCGCAGUGUGAACAGUACCACACCAUGGCGACGCAGCGUCAGUCGUGAUCUGGCGACUGAUAUCAACAGCGUCUUCCAGGAUUCUAUGCACCCUACCCAUACAACUUCAAGCUCCACCUUACCGCGUGGAGAAACCGAAGCACAAUUGCAUCUCGAGGAUUUGAAUCUGAAAAAGCUUAAGCUCACCGAAGAGGACGCCCUCGCGCUGUCGUACCUCACGCCUGGAUUGUCACGCAGGAUCCAGAAGCAAUUAUUUGCGUCGUUGCCUCCGUCCGAAGCUAAGAAGAUAUCACGCACUAUGAGCAUGCGUGAAGAAGAACGCGAUCGACAAAGUAUGCCUCGUGAGGAGUUGAGUGCGAGGAGAUCUUUGGAUCGUGCUGCAGGAGGGGCAUCAACGCUGCCGAGGAGGUUCUCUUACGAAAAGCGAUGCAGCAGCCAACAAAAUCUUACCACUAAUACUAACAACAAUAAUACUACCAAUGGGAGUGAUACCGAUAGGACGCCAUCUUUAUAUGGGCGUGAUGUACGGGAUGUGACGUCACCUUAUGACACUGAUAGAUCAUCAAGUUACGACUCCACUGCCAAUGCAACAAAAGAACGACCACGAUAUUAUCGUGCUACUAGUCUCCGUGAGCCGAGCGACUUCCGGACAAAGUUCCAUUCUUAUUCCUUACGAAGUCCCGAGGCAAGCAUCGCGGAGAUUUCCUCAUUAAAAGACGACGAGUCGCCCUUAAGCACACCUUUAUCUAAGUACAUGCACACCAAGCCAAUCGAAAAGGAUAAGAGUGAGAAACCAGCCCGGAGAAUCUCGAGAUUUUUACGUCCUGACUUUUUCGAUCCACCUAAAGAGGAUAAUGUCGUCUCCAAGGAGAAAAAGGAACGCGAACGUGAAACUCAACAAGUCCUCAAGGAGAUUCGAGAUAAACGAAUUAAAAAUCGCUUGAAUCUCAGACGUGAGCGCUCGUUAUCGAAGGAAAAAGACAUUGACACUAGUGAAAUAAAAGAAGUCAAGGAUGUAAAAUUCGACACGGAGGAAAAACUGAUAAAGUGUAAGGAACUUGUCGAAGCGUUGAAAAAAGUCGAUAAAUGUGAGAAACCCGUAAGAAAAUCACCACCGAAGGAUGUUCCUACAGUGUCUACAACUACCCCUGCCCAAACUCCGACACAGAUUCAAGAUGGCGUCGUAACUAGUAAUGGAGUUAAGUUUAACGAAACAAUCAAAAUUGAGGAAGAUUCUAAAAAUAUGAAAGAGACUGAGACGUUGUUGAAGAAUGUUUCCGAUAACAUUAAAAAUAUCGAAACGAAUGUGUUAUCAAGACAACAAUCGCAGGAAACUAAAAAAGUAUCGAAGUUAGUGCGACCGAAAAGUUAUCCAGCGGAAAAUGGGGUUAAAGAUAAAUCUCCCGAAGGCACUGCUGAAGUAGUAGUCAAGAAAGUUUCCAAACUCAAGAAACCUUCUUCAACAACGGUCAAAACGAAAGAUAAGUCUGAUAAGGUAGCUUCACCGGAAAAGGUUGAGAAAUCCCCAGAGAAAACGGAAAAGUCAGCUUCAACUAAAAGUAAAUUUCUACAAUCCAUUGAGAAGAAGUUUGAAAAGCUUCGUUCACUUUCCGUCGACGAUAAACCAAAGGAAAAGUCUAAGGUCAAAGUGCCCAAGGAUGAAAUCGUAAGUCCUGAUACAGCAGCCGCAGCACCGAAAGCAGUCGAAUCAGCUAUAAAACGCUUACGUGAACAAAGCGUUCCGAAAAAUAUGGAUCACAUGACUGAAUCAACUCUUAUCAAAAGAGCUGUGUCUGUUGAAGACUUUUCCAAUGUUAAAACCACAAAUAAAUCACUACAACCAUCGCGGAAGAGUGUUUCGAAAAUUCUAAACUUAUUCAAGAAGUACGAAGACAAAGAUAAGGAUAAACCGACUGAGAAACCAAAAGAUGAUUUAGGCGAUAUUAAUGAAUCGAACAUACCGGCGUUUAAGCCACGUCCAGUGACCACGCCAACUCGGGAAGUGCGUGAUGUAACAUCUCCUGAAAAUGGUGAACGACCCAAGUCCACAUUUAUGGAUAAAAUGAAGAGAUAUAAUGGUUCACGAAGUGAUAACGUACUCAAUAAUACAAUAACCGAGAAAGUUGAACGUAAAUCUACGAAACUUCCAUCAUACCGGAAAAGUACGAAUGUUGAAAAUCGCAAUGGUGAUGACUUGAGUAAUAAUAACGUUGAAGUGAUUGGUGCUGAUGUGAAUGGAGUGAAUACUGAUAGACGUAAUCUAAAAUUAGAUCUUAAGAAUAUGAAUACGCCGGCUUCCUCGGAGUCUUCCGGUAUAGGACACACCCAAAGUGGUGAUUACAACAUCAAUCGCAUUUCGUAUACGACCGAUGAGAGUUCCACUCUGUUAUCUCCAUGUGAUGAGACUUUGAGUUGUGAUUCAUGGUCAGUUUGUUCAGAUUAUCACCAACAAGAUUUAUUAUCACCAUUGUCACCAAAUGGUAACACCUAUUCAGGUUCCGGUGAUGAGAAUGAGUCUGUUAUUGAUCGUAUACGACGUAAGUCAUUCUACACCAGGUUUAAUGAAAAAAAGAAACCAAGAAAAGCGAGUUUAGUUGGUAACUAUAAAGAUUUAGACCUUUACAAGGAUUACAGUCAACGAACAGUCAAAUAUAAACCUAGUAUGACCUCAUCAUUGGACUAUGGAGGUAGUUAUCGCCGAAGCAGUGGAUAUUCUUCUUCCGGCGAGGGUGAUCUUGAGUAUAGACCAUAUGUGCGGAGCAAAUCAGUGUCCAAUGACUAUGUCAACGUACCCAAUCGUUACCAGACGUAUAAUCCGAGGAGGACCAACAUUGCUUCAUUGUACUCGCCAUCAGAAGAAAGAAGCCGAGGGUAUGAUGAUAUCACGACUGGUGGUGGGACGUAUAAAAAAUACAAUUACAAUCAGAACAACGCAUCAAGCUCAUCACGCAUGAGUAGUUCAAGCAGGUCGAGUCGAUCACCAAGCGCUGACAUCCCACACAGAACCGGGAUUGGUUUCCAUCGCACAUCGACUACACCUGAACACUCAAUGUCCCCGCCAAUGAUGCCCGAUACGCCUCCAGUGCACGCAAACAGCAAUAAUAUUACUGAGCACAUGGUUUAAACACUCAAAACAGAGGUCUUAUGCUCUAAUCUAGGAUGAGAAUCUAUUUUACUAUAUUUCAAUGAAUAUUCCAGUCAAUUACGAUUUACUCGAGCAAACGAGCACUUAACUAAAACGAAAUACUCUUAAACAAGUUACAAACAUUUCUCAGUGGCCAAAAUAUACUGCGAGACACAAGACAAAUCAUUUUGCUUAUCGUUUCAUGCGCAAAAUGCAUCUGUUUGUACAUACUUAACAACUUUUGUUGUUUUACUUUUGUUUUGCUUUAAAAGAAUCACUCACAACACACACACGAAUAAUACUUAUGUGAGUAUACACACACCUUUUGUAGCUUUCUUUUAUUUAUUAUUCUUAUUGAUUAUUUAUUUCGUACUUCUAGAACGAUUAGGUGUUAAGAUAAUGUUUAAGUUAAAUGAAUAUUGUUGCAAUAUUUAUAAUAAUGGAAGCAUUAAAAAAGAUUGUUAACAUUUUUGGCAUAUCUGGUACGGUGAGCGAAUCAAAAGUUUUCGAAACGAACAAAAUUGAACCACGCAAGCAAAUAUUAAUAUAUUAAUUGUUAAAAUUAUAUUAUGAUAUAUUGUAAUGUUGAUUAAUUGAUACUCGUCGCGGGUCGAGUAAAUUUUAGGUUAACUAUUGCGACGCCAUGAUGAGUUAAGCGUUAAGUAAUGUAUGUUAACACACACGAUGCCAUUCGAUAUUAGGUUUAUAUAAAUUAUUGAUAUGAUUAGAAACGAUUGUACCGCGCAUAUACAUAUAUUUUGAGUUUGUGUGACACCGACGUUGAAUUUUGUGAUUUUAUAAAAUUGUCAAGAAAAUAAUAAUGAACGACAUUGAACGAGAAUGAAAAACCAAACAAAAAACGAAUAAAAACAAUGAAAAACAUUUUAAUGAAA
Molecule: messenger RNA, 8107 nt
Organism: Dalotia coriaria
Lineage: Eukaryota; Metazoa; Arthropoda; Insecta; Coleoptera; Staphylinidae
Exons: 9
Coding region: 450-7214 (2254 amino acids)
Biological process (GO): intracellular signal transduction; protein phosphorylation
Cellular component (GO): cytoplasm
Molecular function (GO): protein serine/threonine kinase activity; ATP binding
Source: RefSeq, a predicted model, not a curated record